Nymphaea colorata (pocket water lily) is the source of this 735-nucleotide messenger RNA. RefSeq lists its product as uncharacterized. Lineage: Eukaryota; Viridiplantae; Streptophyta; Magnoliopsida; Nymphaeales; Nymphaeaceae. The transcript has 3 exons. The coding region runs from base 265 to 498 and encodes 77 amino acids. The record is from RefSeq and is a predicted model, not a curated record.
ACAUAGAGAAUUGCGGUUUCUGGGAGGGGAAGACGCACUCAUCGUCCCGGCUUCUUUGUGCUUCCGUUGAUCUCUUGCUUUCCGUGUUCCGGCCCCUCUACCUACGCGUCUCAGGCUGUCACUGGACAGGGGUGGGCGGUCUUAAAUAUUGUUGGUGACCCCUUCCUUCAUCCUUCGUUGUGAAGGAAGAUCAAUAUCGUUGCCUCUCGAUCUCUCUCUCUCACUCUCACUCUCUCCCUCUCUCGAAGCCGCAGAGCCAGCACCAUGGGAGGAGGCAACGGCCAGAAGGCCAGGAUGGCACGCGAGAAGCAUCUCGAGAAGAUGAAGGCCCCCAAAGGGAGUCAGCUGGAAACUAAUAAGAAAGCCAUGUCCAUCCAGUGCAAGGUGUGCAUGCAGACGUUUAUGUGCACAACAACGGAAGUGAAGUGCAGGGAGCAUGCAGACGCAAAGCAUCCGAAAGUCGAUGUCUAUCAAUGUUUUCCACACCUCCAAAAGUAAGUCCAACAGAUGACGAUGGGUGUUAAGAACGGAUUGAUAGACUGAGCAGCAGUUAUUAGGAUCUUUCUGAAAUUCCUCCAUCUUUGAAAGUCUAGUUGUUAUCUGCCUGUAACGAACUCUUUCGUGGAGCUACCAACACUCUACUGUCUGUGCUUCCUGUUCAGCGCCCACCUACCUUGUAAUCCUCCUAAAACCAGACCUCCUUUUAUAUAAUACAUAUAAGUUAGCUAUGUUCAA